AUUUCGGUGGCAAACUUAACGUAGUAUGGCCGUCGUCGGGAGGUAUUCACAGUUUUACUUCCAUAAAGAAUACGCGAUAAACAUUGCUCAGUGCAAUUUACGAAAGACAUUUUUAAAUAAAUUCUUUACGAGAGUGAGAUAAACAAUAAUCAAUAACCAAAAGUGUUAAAGUUAAAAGUAUCGGCACGUUUUAUAAUUACGACCUCUUUAACUAUUUUACGGUUUUCACCUAAAUAAUCAAAAUGUGGUUGAUAAGUCAGCCCAAUUCUGUGAUCCUUGAAGUGAAGGCUGAUCCUAACUCUAUUGGACAGGAGUGUCUUGAGAAGGUGUGCGAGAAAUUGGAGAUCGGCGCGGAAUCCGACUAUUUCGGGCUCCGUGUAAACUCAGGAUCAGGACCGGGGAGAUGGCUAAACUUAAGGAACCCGUUAGACCCUCACCGCAUCCCCGGAGGCCGGCUGGAUUUGCGUGUCAAGUUCUGGGUGCCCCCUCAUCUUCUGAUUAACGAACCGACCCGCCAUCAGUUCUAUCUUCACGCCAAACUCGAUUUGACUGAAGGUAGACUGGUCGUUGCUGACUGGGAAGUAGCGAGACGGAUAAUAGCUUACAUAGCUCAAGCUGAGACGGGAGACUGCGACCCAGAUGUCCCACCCAUGCAUAUUUACGAGGAAUGUGACAAAAUUGGACCACAGGGGGAGAAGCCCGAAGAUCAUAUAGAAAAGAUCAUUGAUUAUCACUGCGAAAUAGCUGGUAUGAGGGAGUCACAAGCCGAAUACAGGGUGCUGAAAGAGAUUUCCAACCUUGAGUCGUUUGGCGAAGAGUUGUUCUUCUGUAAAUCAGUGAAUGAGACCAACAAUGCUCAUAAUUUGUACAACCAUCUAUUAUACCAUAGACCGCAAGCUGAGGAGCCGAGGGCAAGAGAAUCGGAUCAGGAAAUAGAUGGUGGAGCGACAGUUGGGUGUUUGGCGUCGGGACAAACCGGCAGUGGGUGUGGGUGCAGGCUGAGCACGUGCGUUGGAGUCGGACCCCAUGGCAUCGUCGUGUACCGGCCGGCUUGCAAUGGAGAACAGGAAAUUGGUGUCGAAAAACAAAGCAUUCCAUACACGGCGAUCCACCGCGCUCAACCGCUUCGCCGCUUCUUCCAGCUGUCAUACGUGACCGCUGACGGGCACGAGGCGCCGCUCCACGUCAAGAUGGCGAAGGCCGGCCAGGCGGCAGCUUUGUACCGGGCCGUCACUGAGAAACACGCGUUCUACUGCUGCGAAACAGUGCGCAGUGACGUCACGGAACAGUUCAUCAGGGAUCUCAAGGGCACGAUAGCGUCGAUCUUCAACGACUCGUCGACGCUGGGCCGGCGCUACGUGUUCGACAUCCGGCGCACGUGCCGCGAGGUGCACGACCGCGCGCGCCGCGCCGCGCACGCGCUCGCGCACGCGCACGCGCACGCGCACGCGCACGAGCCGCGCCCGCGCCGCCGCUCCAGCGCCGGGAACGAGCACAAGGAGUUCCGAUCACGAUCUCGUAGCGGCGGCGGCGAGACGCUCGCGUGCCGUGUGUGCAUGGACAACGCGAUGGACACGGUGUUCCUGCCGUGCCGACACGUCGUCUGCUGUGGUGAAUGCGCGCCCAGGUGCAAUCGGUGCCCUCUAUGCCGAAGUGAAAUAGAGAACUCGAUGCACAUAUUCCUGCCAGUGGAGUAUCAGAAGAUGAACAACAGUAUCAUGGUCAAAUGAUAUAUACCGUGAACGAUCUGAUGGACAAAGCGACAUGACAUCCGGAUAGGAUAUUUUUCUGGUGAUUUUGAAUUAACGGUUCGACAGGGAGUUACAAUAAGAGGACUGGGCCCAUACCGUGUAGAUGCGAUCGUCUAAUAAGGAUCACAAUUAAUGCGAAUUAGAUUUGAAAUUAUUGCUAUGCAUUGGUAUAUAUGUUAGUUUUCCGGUGGCGUUAAUCUCGACUUUAAUUACAUUCAUUUAGAUCCUUUAUUAGAUUGUAGGAUUUGGUGGAAUCUGGUGGGAAGUGUUGAGUGAACUAUCUACCAUAGACCAUAGAGAGUGAGUGUGAUUGUUUAUGCUAGUCAGAACUUGACUUUCAGUUUAUGUUCAUAAAUGUGCAUUUUUUUUCUUUUAUUUUUUUUUUAAUUAAUAUCUGUAUCGGGAUUGUUAAUCUAUAAACUGCAUUCCAAUUUGCAAUUUGCUGUAUUAUUUAAUUGGUACUUAUUCGUUAGUUUAUUUUUUUAUAGAUAACAAUUAAUUAGGUACCUCGAUUUAAAGCAGUAAUAUUAUAGAGUUGAAUAGUAAAAAAUUAAGUUAAAUUCCCUUCGUUUUAGAAGGAGCGGCACUUAAUGUUUCCACUAAAAAAAAAUUAACCUCUUGUGCCGAUAUGGGAACAGGGAGCGAGAUAUUUGCAUUUUAUAUUCUUGCCUUUGCAAAAAGUUUUUUUUUUCCUUUGUAUUGAUGAUUUCUUUUCAUUUCUUUAUUUUAACAAAUAACGUUUUCACUGUAAUUAAUUAUUUUAAGUUAAACCCGUAAGACCUGUGGUCUGUAAGUAUUUAACAAUAAGAUUAAUAACAAAAAAAAGAGUUGAUCUAUAGAAUAAAAAACGAACUUACAAAGAAA
This is a messenger RNA of Galleria mellonella (greater wax moth), 2615 nucleotides long. RefSeq names its product E3 ubiquitin-protein ligase MYLIP (gene dnr1). Bases 243 to 1730 code for a protein of 495 amino acids. The record is from RefSeq and is a predicted model, not a curated record. Gene Ontology annotation, molecular function: ubiquitin-protein transferase activity. Gene Ontology annotation, biological process: ubiquitin-dependent protein catabolic process. Gene Ontology annotation, cellular component: cytoskeleton. NCBI's taxonomy places the organism in Eukaryota, Metazoa, Arthropoda, Insecta, Lepidoptera, Pyralidae. The transcript is spliced from 6 exons.